UUUUUUUGGUAACCUAUUUCGGGGUUUAGCUGCUUCUGUUUUUUCAGGCCGAAUCUAAAUUUAGAUAGAGAGAAAAAAGCAUCUAUACGUAACAGAGCAUCGCAUUAUCAUGUCAGUGCCAACAUGGGGUGAGGCUGUUCACACCGAGCCCCGCCGCCGAGCGCGAGGAUGAGCAGCAAACAGAGACUGUGACUGAUGUCACCGCGCGGACCCGUUCAGACACCGCUCAGAGCCGUGUUUUCCCCCGGUGGAAGCUCCGUCAUAUGAGGCGCGCGGGGAGGCGGCGCUCCGAUCAGCCAUCGAUCAGCGCGCGGUGAGAACAGCGGCGGCGGAUCAGAGCGGAGCGCCGUCGGCGGGGAUCAGCGCGCGGCUGCCGCCGCGGGGGGCGCAGCAGAAGACCACCAGCUCCGGAGGCUGGUGCUUAUGCUGAGGCUGAAGCUAAUGCUGAUGCUGAUGGCCAUCGAGAGGUUAAAAUGCCACCAGAACAACACAGAAGAACUUUGAGGUGGCAUUACUGAGGUUGCCUCACAUGUGCCACCGCCCUGCUCAUCAGCAUCAUGGACUAUAACUCCAGCACCGUGCCCUGGGACCCUGGCACCUUCCAGCCCCCAUCGCUGGUAAACAGUGCUCUGAAGAUGGCCCUCAUCUCUAUCAUCGUGUGCACCUCCCUCUUCGGCAACGUGGUGGUACUGCUGGUGUUCCAGCGCAAGCCGCAGCUGCUGCACGUGGCCAACCGCUUUGUGCUCAACCUGCUGCUGGCUGACCUGCUGCAGACUGUGCUGGUCAUGCCUUUUGUCAUCGCUGCCGCCGCACCUGGGGUGUGGCCUCUGGACACCCGCUUGUGCCAGGCCCUGGUGGUCCUCAUGCACCUCUUUGCAUUUGCAGGGGUCAACACCAUCAUUGUGGUGUCGGUGGACCGAUAUUUGGCCAUCAUUCACCCACUGUCCUAUCCCACACGCAUGACACCCCACCUGGGCACCAACCUCAUCGCCCUCACCUGGCUGCUGGGCCUCCUGCAGAGUACUCCGCCUCUGUAUGGCUGGGGAACCAUCGAUUUUGACCGGCGCCACAAUGCCUGCACCGUGGUUUGGUCCUCCAGCUACUCUUACUCAGCUUUGGUGGCCACGUUGUCCUUCUGGCUGCCCGUAGUUAUAAUGUUGGGGUGCUACUGGAUGGUGUUCAGAGCAGCCAGACGACAGAAUGCUCUGGUGCAUCCCAUCCAGAGCAAACAGCCUCCAGACUCCCAGGCUGAGGUAUCUUGUUCCAGUCCCCAGAGGCAGCAGCAGCAGCAACAGCAGCAACAAUCUGCACCUGAAACUUCUUUCUCAGCCACAUAUCCCUCCAGGAACCGGCACAGACGCUUCCAGUACCACUGCAAGGCGGCACGGGUGGUGUUCGUGGUCAUGGCAUCUUAUAUCUUGGGCAUGGGCCCCUAUAGCGUCCUGAGCACAGUGUCUAUACGCUCGGGUGCCUCUAUACCGCCCUGGCUGGCAUCGCUGGCACUCGUCCUCUUCUUUUUGCAGUGCUGUCUGCACCCCUACAUCUAUGGCUACAUGCACCGCAGCGUCCGCAAGGAGUUCCUGGCCCUGCUCUGUGGCCCACUGUGUGCCCAGAGGAGACCUGGCCGGGGGUCGGCGGCUGAAAGCUGCUUCACGGUGACGGACGGCCGUUCGAUGCACGGCCCUCACCUGCACCCGUCUGGCCCUGGCCAUUCAGCCCGGGUCUGUCCCCUGCGUACCUGGGAAGAAGGGACCGUCUCUUCAUCACCAACAGAGCGAAGAUCCAGAGAAAGCCACAAGGAGACCACCUCCAUCAGCCUGAGCUCGGAGAGGGAGCUCACGGUUCACAGCAACAAGUGAAGGGAGUGUGUUGUUUACAGUUACGAGGCAGUUGGGUGAUCACAGGCUGGCAGAACCAAGAGUUUAUUACUGCCUUGAAAAAGUGGAGCUCAAAAGGACAAAGCUUUUUUGUUUGUUUUAUUUAUUCAACU
Molecule: messenger RNA, 1990 nt
Organism: Astyanax mexicanus (Mexican tetra)
Lineage: Eukaryota; Metazoa; Chordata; Actinopteri; Characiformes; Acestrorhamphidae
Gene: gpr101
Product: G protein-coupled receptor 101
Exons: 3
Coding region: 558-1859 (433 amino acids)
Biological process (GO): G protein-coupled receptor signaling pathway
Cellular component (GO): membrane
Molecular function (GO): G protein-coupled receptor activity
Source: RefSeq, a predicted model, not a curated record